This is a messenger RNA of Chiloscyllium plagiosum (whitespotted bambooshark), 3465 nucleotides long. The record is from RefSeq and is a predicted model, not a curated record. NCBI's taxonomy places the organism in Eukaryota, Metazoa, Chordata, Chondrichthyes, Orectolobiformes, Hemiscylliidae.
GCUGCUCAUUGACUCUACCUUACAAAGAUGGCCGCCCAUUGACAUUACCUUACAAAGAUGGAUACUCAUUGAUCCGCACCUUCGUGGCCGCACACCCUCGUAACUUUACAAAGAUGGCGACUCCGGCGGCUUCAUCCCCGACGGGAGAGACCAGCGACCCGAAGUCCGCCGUAUUCUGGGAGCAGCUGCUGGAAAGUGUCGUAAACGACUGGGAGGGGAAAAAAAGCCGGUCUGUGUUUGAGGUUGUCCUGGAGUCUGAGCAGACGUAUGGAAAGUUGUACCAAGCUUGGUCAAGAGGGAUCCCUGCUGAACUUUCAGACAAAUUGCAAGAUACUUUUCAAGAGGUUCUUAAAGAUGCUGGGGUGGAUUCAACACAGAAUUACACAGCGUUUGCUGCCUUCAGCUUUCAGCCAGUGAGUGCGGGUGUCCCUUGGUUACCGGCUGGUGCCAUCAUUGGCAUCCCUGCCAACUUCAACAGCACAGAUGAUGAAGGAAAAGGAAUAACAAAUCGAAUUGUCAUGAUCAAUGGCAGAGACGUCAAAUGGGACAGUGAGGUGGGAAAAGCCCUAAGGGAAUCCCUCACCUUUUCACCUAAUGCACAGAAGUUUGCCAUAGCUCGAGAGAUUAUGUAUUUGCAGAGCAACAGCCCUAUCAUUUAUUCACUGGUGGGAUCAGUCUGUUUAGCAGGCACAUAUCUGACUGGGGUGGCAGCAAAACAAGCCCUAGGUUUGUACUCUGGUCCUGUAUUAGUACGUGGCUUUUUCAACUUGACUGUAGUAGCAGUGGGACUUAUAGGUUACUUUCUUCUUUCUGAUACAGUUAGUCACUGGCUUGACUAUAGAUCAGACCACCGCACAGCUACAAUAUCAAAGAACUAUGCAGAAGGAGGCAUUGAGUUUUAUGAUAAAGUACUUGCACGGAAUAGAACAUUUCGUUUUCUUCUGGGUAAAAAAGGAGUGGAAAUGUAUGCAACAAAUGGAAAUCUGUUCCCAAGGCAUUGGUUCAGAUUGAAACAUGCUCCUUACACCUCCAGAAAAGAGAUGAUUGAAAAUACUCUGAAAGACUGCUGGAUGUAAACCAGUGAAUUGUACCCCAUCCACCAACUUAAAUAUUCAUUCUAUCCACUACAGUGGCAGCAGUGUAUACUAUCGACAGGAUGCACUGCAGCAACUCAUCAUGGCUCAUUCGACAACAUCUCUCAAAUUUGCAACCCUUACCUAGAAGCACAGAGGUAUCAGAUACCACCACCUGCAAGUUCACCUGAAAGCCACACACCAUCUUGAUUUGGAACCAUAUUGCGGUUCCUUGGUUAUUGCUGAGUCAAAAUCAUGGCAAUCUUUCCAUAAGGAUACUGUGGGUGUCCAUGCACCAGAAGGAUUGGAACAGUUCAAGAAAGUUACAUCACUACCGUCUUAAGAACAGUAAGGGAUGGGUGACAAAUGCUGCCUUUGCCAUUGACACAUCCCCCAAUUAGGUACACAUUUGCACAAUAUCUUGUGCAGUGAAUUCUCUCCAAUUUUGCUUUCCUUUGUUUACUGUGUGCCCCAAACUGUGUGCUUUCUCCUGUUCUCCCAGAUUCUCUGUGAGGGAAGCAUCUCCCAGCAUCACAAAAAUGCAUUUUGUGGAUAGGAAGUUCUGCUGCACCUUGUAAUGAGCUGUUCCAGUGUGGUGAUUGAUAAAGAUUCACUGGUGUUCUGGUGACUUAUUACCUAUUACAUUGCCAAACUGACUAAAUUAUCCUUUAUAGCAAAGGAUCAUCUAAUUUCAUAAAAUUCAGACACAGAUCAUGGCAAAAAGCAGGAAACUGAGAGACUGGCAUUCUACUUGUUUUUCUUUCUUUGCCUUUUAUUGACCAAAUGUUGUUACAUUUUUAUGCAAGUUACUGAGUCCAAGAGCAUGCCAGUUUUACAUGGCUUGCAAACCUAUAUCAAUCACUCGUGUUUUCCUUUACAUUUUUCUUGUAUUGAAUUAUAAUUUUGCUAAUAGGUUCAGGUUUCACAGGCAUGUGCAGAUAUCCUUUUGUUUGAGGUUAUGAUGAUCUCGCAAGAAUUGCAGAUUAUACAUAGUGGCUUAAUCAUGAAUGAAGAUAGUUAAAUCUAAAAGAGCUACACUUGAACUCAAGCCUUGUUUGAUAAUCAAAUCUUGAACCUGACUUGAAAGGUGAAGUUCACCAGUCAUUGACUGUCAGUGGGCAAACCUCUGGGUCUCACCCAUAUUGUGUGCAAAGCGGCAUGAUAUACAUGGCUGGGCCACCUCAUUUGCAGUAUCAGAGAUGCAUUAGUAGCAUGAAUUUGAGUAACUAAUGAGAAUGAGAACAUUAUGAAUAUUCGCUUUCACAGGAUAUUUGACAUUUUAAGAGAGUUCUGAAAUAAAAAAAGUAAUAGUGGUCAAAAGUUAAAAGUGCAGAAAAAGCAAAUAAAUUGGUUGCAUUGUUAGUUCCCUCUAAGCUUGACACUUCAGGAUGUUAUUUCCCUUCCUAACAGCUCCAUGGGUGUAUCUGCAUCCCAGGAUCAGCAGUGGUUCAAGAAGGCGGCUUACCACCACCUUCCCAAGGGUAAUUAGGACAAUGUCCAUGUACCGUUGACAAAGAAGGAACAAAUGUAGCAAAUAAUGGGCGUUCACAUUGACUGAGGGCCCUGUGCCUAAUUGCCACCAGAAUGUUAAGAGAACUAAUUCUGUGAUUUUUAUAUGUAUGUACAAGAUAGAUUUUGAAACCUCUGUGGUCUGACAGUGCAGAAAGAGCUUCUACCUGUGAGUUCUCAUUUUGCUAAGAGGUUCAGGUUUCACAGGCAUGUGCAGAAAUCCUUUAUCACAGGGGCUACACUCCACGAUUAAAUGAUUGGUAAUGUGCUAUUUUCAUCCUGUACGAGCAAUCUGCAUUUUUUUAGAAAAUAAAUGGUAUAAUAUUAUGGUGCUUUUGCAAGGCUGCCUGUUUUUCUCCUGUUAAGCUCUUUAUUUGCUUAAAUUAAAACUGAUGAACCUCUAACUUAUAUGCUAACUGGAAUGGUUUGUAUAAAUUAGGAAAUGCUGCUUCUAUGAUGUUGGGCUGCAUUGAAUCCCAUUGUGUCAUUGCAAGACCAGUGCAUUUAGCCAAUAAAAUACAUCUGUGGUCAAUAAGAUGAGAAGGGCUCCAGUUCCAUGAGCAAACUAUUCAAUUAAGCAACACCCAUAUAUAGUCAUCAUGUAGAAGCAAUAUAUAAACUACAAACAAGAAGGUGGACCAUCUAUGUUUAUGUAUAGUUCAGUUGCGUAUGGUGUAUUUGGCAAGUGUUGAUUUUUAGGGGUGUGUGAUCACAGUUACUUAAAUAUUGACUAUUUGUAAGGAAUUUUGUUAGGAUUGUUGCAAAACAGCAGUUUAGCUGUAUACAUUAGUGAAUUAGACAAUAUACACCCUAUGACAAUUAAGAAUGGUUCAUUAAAGCACAGAACAGGCAGAUGGCAUGGAAUGUGUUGAUUUCAUUAAAG